GAUUAAACAAAUUGCAUAUCCGGUUUGACCGGAAAUGAGUGUCGCGCGGGGCAACCAAAACGAGUAAACACGACAGAGUGGACUUUCUGAAGAGGACUCAUCUGAUGUUUAACUCUCGGACAUCCUGAACUGAAGACCUGCUGCUGUAAUGGCCAGCAUCACCGAUAAAGAGGAAGCUCGGGCCGAGUUGGACUCGAUCGAUGCCGAGUUGGAGGUGCUGGAGCUGCAGAUCUCUGAGCUCCUGGAGAAGCAGGCUUCUCUAACUUCCAGGAAAAAUAAACUCCUGAAGAUUCUCGAUGGCUCGUGUGACUAUGCUCAGCCCUCGGGAUCUGCAAAGGCGUCCAAACCUACCUUCAGCAAAAAAGACUUGCAGCACUAUGAGGAGUCAGGUUUCUCAUGGACGAAAGAGGUUGAGGAGAAACUGGCGAAUGUGUUCAAACUCUCCAAGUUCCGACCUCUUCAGCGAGCCGCGAUCAACCUCAGCAUGUCGGGGAGAGACGUCUUUCUGGUGAUGCCUACAGGCCGCGGCAAGAGCUUGUGCUACCAGCUACCGGCUAUCUGCUCGAAAGGUUUCACGCUGGUCGUCGCUCCGUUGGUGUCUCUGAUGGAGGAUCAGCUCAUGUAUCUGAAGUCCAUCAACGUUCCUGCUGUAACACUUAAUGCUUCUAGUUCAAAGGAGGAUUCGAAAUACGUCAUGGCAGGUAUGAUUGAUAAAAACAGCCCCUUCAAACUGCUCUACGUCACUCCGGAGAAGAUCUCCAAGAGCAAACUGCUGAUGUCUAAACUGGAGAAAGCUUAUAAUAUGGGUCUGCUGGAGCGCAUCGCUGUGGACGAAGUUCACUGCUGCAGUCAGUGGGGUCAUGACUUCAGACCAGAUUACAAGCUCCUGGGCAUUCUCAAACGUCAGUUCCCUAAAGUCCCACUGAUCGGCCUGACUGCUACCGCAACCAGCAGCGUUCUGAAAGACUGCCAGAAGAUCCUGUGUGUUCAGGAUCCAGUCACACUUACAGCACCAUUUAACAGGCCUAAUCUCUAUUAUGAGGUUCGAUUUAAAGACAGUGAAGACUCGACUAAAGAAAUUGCAACACUGAUAAAAGGAAGAUACAAGGACCAGUCAGGAAUAGUGUAUGUGUUCUCGCAGAAAGAUGCAGAGACGGUGUCUGCAGAGCUGCAGCAGAGGGGCAUCCUGGCUCAGCCGUACCACGCAAACAUGGAGCCUUCAGACAAGAGCCUGGUGCAUCAUCAGUGGGCGAGCAAAAAGAUUCAGGUGGUUGUUGCUACGGUAGCGUUUGGAAUGGGCAUUGACAAAGCAGACGUGCGGUUUGUUAUCCACCAUACCAUCAGCAAGUCCAUGGAGAACUACUAUCAGGAGAGCGGACGUGCAGGGAGAGAUGACGGUCCAGCAGACUGCGUUGUGUUCUAUGGGUUUGCGGAUAUUUUCAGGAUCAGCACCAUGGUUGUGAUGGAGAACACCGGCCAGCAGAAGCUUCAGAAUAUGGUGGCUUAUUGUCAGAACGUGGACAGGUGUCGGCGUGCCAUGAUGGCGGUUCAUUUUGAUGAAGUUUGGGAUGAUGAUGAAUGCAACCAGUCGUGUGAUGUCUGUCGCCAUGGCAGUGACUACAUCACCAUGGACAUCACCAAGCACGCACGUGAGGUGGUGGACAUCGUAGAGUUGGCUGCGUCUCUGGACGAGAAGAUGACUCCUCUGAAGGUGUGUGAUACCUGGAUGGGGAAAGGCAGCGCCAAGAUCCGUAAAAUGGCCAAAGUCACGACCCUGUCACGCCUGGAGGUGGAGUCCAUCAUUGUUCAUCUCUUACUGCACGGCUACUUCAGUGAAGAUUUCAGCUUCACGCCGUACACGACGUACUUUUACCUGAAAGCAGGACGUAAAGCUGGCUUACUGAAGAAUGAAAACCACUCUGUGAUGAUGAAGAUGAGGAGGAAGGUGUCUACACCCAGCUCCAGUGUCAUCAAGAUUGAGAAUCAGUUUGUCCCUGACAUUUGGACAUGCUCUGGUGUGGAUUUCAUAAAGCCUGAGUGCCGUAAAAAACGCAGAAUAAGGAGGAGGUGGAGAAAUCUCAGGCACGCCAGUGAGGCAGUGCAGCAGGCCGCGAUCGCCACGAAAAAGAAGAGAAGUAAAAGACGACGCCAACGGCGAGCACAGAGACAGUACGUUCAGAGCAGUGUGUGCAGCUCACAGGACGUUAAGCCUGUGUUUAAAAGCAGGAGCAGAUGCUUUCGCUACAGACUCAAGCAGAUUGACCAAUCAGCUGCUGAGCUGCAAGAAGAAACUCGCGGAUGCUCGAAGGAUAUCAAUACUGAUCAAAAUGCAAAUGGAAAUUCAAUCAAAAUGAACACUGACCAACCGAACCCAGAGAGGAGACUUUCCCAAAAUCAGGAAGACUCCAGCUCUUUACAAGCACCUGAAGCUAGCCAGCCGUCUGUAAUUGAAGUGAAUGUAGAAGUGAACGUUCAGGAACAGAAAGGUGUCGCUGAAAACGGCGUCCAAGGUUUCAAUAAGAUGACUAAACGACAAUUGGUGCCAUCUAAAAGAAGACGACAGCAAUUUUCACCUCCAUCUUCGAAAUCAGUUCUGGCCAGCUGUCCGUCUGAGACCUCCAUCAUUUCCGCAGCAGCCCUCGAAGAGCUGUGCGACCUCCGCAGCUACUACAGCAAACAGCUGAGGAGGAUAAACUACACUUCCCACGAGCAGCUGCAGGAAUCCGGUUCAGGAAUGCUGACGUGUAUAAGAGAGCCGCUACGAAGUCUCCGUCUCCCGUCCAGUACCACGAUAGCCAAAAGUGCUAGAAAUUUAUGGACCCGUGUUAGUAUGAGAAGGAAACUUAUCCAGAGAUGACCACGUGUACUAUUUUGGUUAUAAAACAUGUAAAAACGAUGGAAGUUACCUCAAGUUACAUUUUCGAAAAUUUAUUUUUGAAACCCCUUGCUUCAGGAAUGUUUGAAGUGUUGCACUGUCCACUUGUUGAAAGAGACAGCGAUCAGUGUUUGAUUUUGUAAAUUAUGUUGUUUUGUUUUUUUUUGUUUGUUUUAUUUAUGCUGAUGUUAAAAUGAUUAAAAAUAAUUAAAAUAAUAAAUAGAAUAAAAAUAUGAGCACUCCCUAGUAUAGGUUAGUUUAUACCACAGUGCUGUUGAAUUCUGGCUUCUGAUUGGUUAGAGGUUGUUGAGAGAUUUUCUGUAUCUGGCAGUAGUGUAGUAACAGCUCACUCACAGGAACUUGUACAGCGGACGCUUCACAUAAACGGAUUAAAAAAAUGUUUGUAAUUGUUGAUUUGUUGAGGAUUUCUGUAAGAAGACAUUAACAGUAACCGUCGGAGGUAAAGCUGUAACUUUAAGCCUUCAGGACAGAGGAGGUUACGCUUUGCGGUUUCUCGGUAAUGUGUCAAGCUGCGUUGGGGUUUUUUGUUGGGGUUUUUUUGUUGGGGUUUUUUGGUCUUAUUCAUUUCAAGAGAGAGAAAAAAAGGCUUGUGAGUGUUUAUAGCUGCUAUAACUAACUUGUUUCCUGGAUGUUCCACAGCAUGAACUAACUGUAAAAAUGUGAUCUGUCACUCUUUACUAAAUAAAAAUUGUCAUCUUUUUUUUUUUUUUCUUUUUUUUUUUUUGUAAUGUUUUGUUCAAAUUUGCUGUGGUAUACAAGAGGAACAAAACAUUUCAGGAUGUAUUAUUACAGGAAAAUAAUCAGCUUUGGUGUGCUAACAGUAACUCUGCUUCAUCAUACCACUCCUUCGUUGAUUAUUUUCCUAUAAACACACCCCCCUAAGUGUUUCAUUCCUCUUAUAACACAGCGGUUUGCCAACUAUUACAAUUAAUUUAUUUAAAAAUGCCAUGUCAUACUUUUAUCCAUUCAUAAUUAUGUUUAAUAUUAUAUCCUUAACCAAGUGAUUAUGGUUUAUUAGUUAAUUAUUUGUUGCAUUUGUUAAUAAGAAAUUGGUAAAGAAAAAAAAUUGUCAUAUGUUGGCUGUUAUUAUAUGGCUUUGCUGUUGCUGUUUUUUUUUUUUCUUCUUUUUUUUCCUUCCUUUUUUCUCCCCAAAUACCAUUUGUUUGAUUAUAAAUUCUAACUUGUAUACAGAUCCAUUUUUAAGUGAGCCCCAUACAAUCCAGAAUCUAAUAAUUGUUCCUCAAAAGAAGGGGGGAAAAAAUAUUGUUUAUUUCUGUGUGGUUUUUGUCCUCAGUUAACGAUAUCCUUUGUUAUAAUGCUCCAACAGAUUGCAAUGUUUGUACUUUGACCAGGAAUAAAGUUUCAGAGCUCAUUGGUA
Messenger RNA from Pangasianodon hypophthalmus (striped catfish), 4274 nucleotides. RefSeq names its product RecQ helicase-like (gene recql). Gene Ontology annotation, molecular function: ATP binding; 3'-5' DNA helicase activity; nucleic acid binding. Gene Ontology annotation, cellular component: cytoplasm; chromosome. The transcript has 17 exons. The coding region runs from base 149 to 2857 and encodes 902 amino acids. NCBI's taxonomy places the organism in Eukaryota, Metazoa, Chordata, Actinopteri, Siluriformes, Pangasiidae. Gene Ontology annotation, biological process: DNA replication; double-strand break repair via homologous recombination. The record is from RefSeq and is a predicted model, not a curated record.